Messenger RNA from Zingiber officinale, 1759 nucleotides. Its product is annotated as beta-taxilin-like. The coding region runs from base 162 to 1499 and encodes 445 amino acids. Lineage: Eukaryota; Viridiplantae; Streptophyta; Magnoliopsida; Zingiberales; Zingiberaceae. The transcript is spliced from 11 exons. Gene Ontology annotation, molecular function: syntaxin binding. The record is from RefSeq and is a predicted model, not a curated record.
ACAAAUACUAGUGGCUAAUCCCUUAAAUCAUAAAAAGUAGUCCGGGAGUUCCUGCCUCUUAAACGCCGAGCCCCUCGACCAGUCGACCUUCCUCCGAUCUUCUCCUCCUCCAUUUCGCUGCAGUUUGUCGGUCUUCACUCUUCUUUGGUGUUCUGCAACAGAUGGAGGUUUCUCCGGCGAAUCGCCUCCCGGAAGCUGAUUCCUUGCCCGACGGCUUCGUUGAGAUUUCAGCGGACCUCUCUUCGCCGCCGACUCCCGACUACAAAGAGUCCUUCGUCGAUCGCCAGCCACCGGACGAACAGUUCGUCGACCCGUAUCUUCCGCCCUCCGGGUCAGGUGAGGAAGCCGUGUCUCCGGGUCUCCUGGUGAAUGGUUCGGAGAAACUGAUCGCAUCUACGGGCCUUUCGGCGAAAAGGGACAGCGUCGGAGAUUGUCCUAAUUCGGAGGGCAGAGACGGGAUUUCGGAGACAAAAUCCGAUAAUGAGGCAUCCGAGUCAAGCAUACCGAAGAAUGAGGUUUUGUUAGGUGCGGCAAUUGAAGGAAACAGCCAAAGAGACAGCAAGAGUUCGGAAACAGAAACAAAGGAUAAGAUGGAAUUGCAUCCGACAAGUCUAAAGGAAAGCAGUGAAACAAAACGUAAAACUGUAAAGCGUAACACAAAGUCUGAUAAAGAGCUGCUAGAAUUUACUUUGAAGUAUCAAAAAGUUGUAGCAGAAAGAGAUGCAGCAAUCUCUGUUCGUGAGAGGCUUGAGUCACUUUGCAGGGAGUUGCAACGUCAGAAUAAAAUGCUGAUGGAUGAAUGUCAAAGAGUAUCCACUGAAGGACAGAACAUGAGACAAGAUUUAUCUACAAAGUUCAGUGAUGCAAUUAAGGAUAUCAGCCACAAGCUUGAGGUGCAAAAGGAUGAUUGCCUUUCUCAGCUCAAUGAAAAUGAGAUGCUGAGAAAUAAGUUAAAGCUCCUUGCUGAUCAGUAUGCUCUGUCUGAGCAACACUUUGGUCAAAAGUUACAGCAGAAGGCAUUAGAACUUCAGCUCGCUGAUCUGAAACUUCAGCAACAGGAUGAGAAGUCAGCUAAGGAACAAACACAGAUCCAGUUAUAUGCUGAACAGGUUUCACAGCUUUUGACAACAGAGAAAAAUUUAAGAUUACAACUAGCAGCUGAUGAAGAGAGGUUUCAGCAGUUCCAGGAUGCUUUGUCAAAAAGUAAUGAGGUGUUUGAAGCAUUUAAGCUGGAGAUGGAAAAGAUGACAAAAUUAAUAAAGGAACUUAAGAAAGAAAAUGAGUUCUUGAAGGGCAAAUGUGAGAAGUCAGAUAUAGCAAUCGUGAAGCUCAUUGAGGAGCGUGAAUUAAUGAAGAAACAACUGGAUAAAGUGAAAACCCAAAAAGAAAAGCUUGAAUCUUUAUGCCGGUCGCUGCAGUCAGAGAGGAAACACAAUUUGGUCAAGGCUAACUCAGAUCCUGUUGCCGCACAGGUAUCUACAUCCAGUGAAGAUCCAUAGCAACCCCUCAGGACUUGGUAUCUAUCGAUUGUGAUGAACCAGCGUUCUGUAUCGCAAAUGUGAGAGUUCUGCAAACACAUAAGAAAAAGUAGCAGAUCAGAUUGUGUAUCCCCUUUACAGGAAAUAUAAUUUUCAUGGACGAAGUAAUCAAGUUAGGAAAGUCGUUUUAGAAUUAUGAGUACAUUUCAAAGAGAGGGAUACAUGCAAUAUGACAUGUGUUAAAAGUCAAAACAAUAGAUUAAUCAAGCUUUUGUGAGGCA